This is a messenger RNA of Pseudogymnoascus destructans, 1537 nucleotides long. RefSeq lists its product as uncharacterized. The record is from RefSeq and is a predicted model, not a curated record. Lineage: Eukaryota; Fungi; Ascomycota; Leotiomycetes; Thelebolales; Thelebolaceae. Bases 1 to 1305 code for a protein of 434 amino acids. The transcript has 3 exons.
AUGGUGGGCCGAAGAGAUUACGACUCGUUCCAGGUAUCGCAGCGUUCCAACGCUCUCGCCUUCGGGCCGCGCCAUGUCUUCUCAGCCUCGUCGCCCUACGGAGCCUCGUCCAUAAACCUCAAGUUCCGCGCCCAUGCCUCCGUUCUCGCACAGGUCGACGGCAACGGGCCCGCACGACCGCGCGGCCUCGUCGGUCCGCCCAUGGGCGGCUUAGGCGGAGAUGGAGGAGCGCUGGGAAAGAGACAGAACAUCAGAUCCCUCAUAACGCCGGAGAUGAACAUGUCAGCUCGGCGUGCUCGGGUAGAGGGCGUCAACGUGGUUGUUAGGCAGAAGCGCAGGCCGUCUUCGACGUCGGUGAGGUCAGUUGCGUCGUCCGUCCGCUCGCGGAGGAGGAUGCAGGGACCGAAGCCGACGCUGCUUAGCCUCCCGACCGAGGUCUUGGGUGUUAUAUUCAAGGACUUUGAGCAGAAGGAGCUGCGCGAUGUCAUGCUGGUGCACUCGGCUUUGACGGAGGCUGCGGCGAACUUGAUGUACCACACCCCUCUGUUCGCAUCGACCUACCGCUUUGCGCAGUUCGCGUAUACGGUCAGCCACCAGAAACACUAUGGUGAUAGGGUGAGGGUGCUGGAUGCCAGCGGGUUUGCGCAGGUUGCGCAGUUUGAGAGACAGCCGGAGGCGGGGUGGAGGGAGUGGAAGUUUAGGAACCAUGAUCUUUAUCAGGGAAGAUCGAGGCUGCAUGUGCCGGAGAGUAGGCCGACGAGGAGGCGGAUGACACACAGGAAACAUCCACAGCCGAACCCCUUCCUCGAGGCCUGGGCACUCUCUCGUGAUAUCCCACUCGGUGGAUUAUGCCACGCCAUUCAAUCAUGCCAGUACCUCAACACCAUCAACAUCUCCCGCAUCCAACUCGCCGAGGACUUCCUCAUCGUCGACGACAACUCCCCCCCCUCCGCCUGGACAGACACCAUCUACGUCUCCGACCUCCCCAAAUCCUGGUCCUGGAACUCCCAAGAGCUCCGUCCCAUCUACAACAUCUACAUCAUCGACCAGCUGCGCAAGCUGAAGCACCUCGAGACCGUCAUCGCCAACAACGGCGUCUUCCUGAGCACGCUGAUGAUCCAGGAGCUGGUCGAUGGCGCGCACCCGAGCCUCAAGUACGUCGACUUCGAGCACUCGGGCAUGGCGCGCUCGAAGCCUUGGGCGAUUAAGGGAACGAGAGAGCAGGUUGUGAAGGUUAUUAGGGAUAUGGAGAAGACGACCCGGCGGAGCCCGGAUCCGAGGAGGACCUAUUUGACUCGUGGCUGAGCAUUAGCUUUUCGGCGAGAAUUUGUGGUUCUCGGUCAGGUUUUUUGGCCACGACAGGGAAUUGGGUUGGGUUUGAUUUAGCGGGUGUUUAUACAUAGAAGGGGGGGACUGGCGAAAUGGUUGGACAAUCCUCAACUAACAUUGAGCUCUCUGGAUUAGGAGAGCGAGAGAUCAUAUUAUUUAGUAAUUAGCUAUAAUCCAACGCGCCCCGUGGGCAGCAUUUUUGAAGCAG